AUGAAGUACCUUCUGUCUGUGUGCAAUCACCCCUGCCUCGUCCUGCGCGCAAACCAUCCGCUGCUAGCGUGGGCUGAAGAGCGACUGCAGAGUGAAUGGGCCGUGGAUUCUCUGGAGGCUGUGGCCCUAAGUGGAAACCAACUCCUCUUGGACUGUGGUUUUGGUGGCCUGCAACGUCUAUCUACCUUCGAUUCCUCGAAUGCCUCUGCACCUCUUAACCUUCAAGAGGACUUGAUGAGUCAGCAUCGAGCUCUGAUUUUCUUCCAAACUAAAAGCAUGCUAAAGCUUGUGGCCACAAUGUUAAGUUCAGAAUUUCCGACUGUCACCUAUGUUAAACUGGAUGGGACGGUGCCCAUCUCCGAACGCCAUGGCACUGUCACUCGGUAUGUUUCUAGACGCUUUUCUUUACUGUGUACUCCAAAAGCGCGUUAUUUGGCUUACGUGCCGAUAAUAAGUGCCCAACGUGGGGGGGGGAGCUGGGCGUGA
This is a messenger RNA of Dibothriocephalus latus, 486 nucleotides long. The record is from the annotation of a GenBank genome assembly. Lineage: Eukaryota; Metazoa; Platyhelminthes; Cestoda; Diphyllobothriidea; Diphyllobothriidae.